AUGGCGUCGCUUUGGGUGCCCGUAGGCCGUGUGGUAUUUGUUGUUCUCCUGCUUAGCCAAGGGGGAUUUUUUGUCGCUUAUUCCAUCGAAUAUAAGGUUGCAGCUUGGGCACCGACAGUACAAGGUGUUUUAUUUGCUAUAACAGCGAUCGUGUGGUUUGCUCUCAUCUGCAAGAAGCCGAAACUUAGUUGUCUGUUUUAUGUCUGGGUUUCAUACGUUAUUACCCUUGUCGUGAACAUUGGAAUCUUAUUUGGAACUAUCGGAGACAAACUCGACAGCGAAACAUUCCUUGGCCCUAAUGUCCUGAAGGGAGUUCUGUGCGUUACACCUCCUCUGUUGCUGUUGUUGUUACACAAUGCUGACGAUUUAGAUCGCUCUGAUGAGCGCAAAGAUCUAGUGUCUAAGCUUUCCUACCAAAUGGCCAUCGAUCUUUUCGACGUUGUAGAUAUGAUAGAUAUCGUCUUGGAAGACAAAAGACACGGGAGUGCGAAUUGCUCAUGUGCAAAUGUUACAGUAAAUGAAACCCAACCGACAGUUGCAACGUCAAGCCUCAACACAAUUCCUGAAAGUUUCGGAAUAGUCAUGAUUACAGUGGCAUCUCUCAGUCUACUUAUGUCACUUUGGCAAUUGUUUGAGAACAAGCUAUCACGACAUGACACAAAGAUUCGCUUCCGAGCGACAGUUCUUCGCAAUUUGGUAGAGAUAGCUUUGGUUAAUUUCGUCUUCUUGGUCAUUCGCUUAGUGGUGUACGCUGAGUACCGCAGAAAUGAGUCUAUCUUUAUUGCAAAGAAUAUCAUAUCAAUAGUUUUGUCCAUUUUGGAAAUUAAUGCACAUUGUGAAUCACAUUCCGUUAAAUUUUGGUCUGAGUUAUGUAAAAGUUGUUUUGGACUGAGAGUGGUCUAAAAUGGCAAGCAGUGUUUGUUGUCAUUAUUUACUCAGUGCGAAAUCGGUUUAGAGACAUAACUUUGUGAAAACUGCUUAGACAUUAUUUAUUAUAGUAAUUUUUUACUAUUGUAUCGCUGUAUGAAGGUAGACAUUCCUGCACCUGUUUUAUAGUUGUGACUUAAGUGAUAUCUAAAGCCGAGGUCAAAUACAAGGUAGCGUUGUAAGUUUAAAAAAUCUUACAAGUUUUGCUACUAUAUACUCUUUUACUUCUUUUUAAGGUUUAAAUUUAAUGUAACAUAAGAUAUAUGAUUUCAUAUCUGUCGAGAAAUUAAGACUACAAGACUCUUGAUGUGUAACUGAAUGUGUAAUCAUGGAAAUGAUUAAACAGCGUCACCCAAAUCGAUCACCAAACUACGGUUACACACAUUAAGGGCCUGUUUACAUGGAGUAGGGGACCCCAGUCUAGUGGGGUUGGUUUCUUUUGUUUUCACGCUCUGGAGGACACAAAACAAACCUACCCCACUAGACCGGUGUCCCCCACUGCAUGUAAACAGGGUCUAAGAACUGUUUCUCACAGUGUUCAAAUAUUCAAUUUUAACAUGGUGACCCACAGACUAAAAAGGCAGCGAUCUCAGUGGGAUAUAAUCAAUGAAUUUAGUCUUUAGACUUUGUAAACGAAUAAUAGAAACACUUACAAACUUGUAACCUUGACUUUGCCUGCCAAGAACUAUUACGACCGUAAACUAUUAAUUCGGACAGCGAAAGAUUACGCACAAAAUUUCAAUGUUGUUGAUGGGGAGUUCAUACUCAACUAAAAGUUAGUAUUCAAAUGCAAUAGUUUAUUUGUCGGAAUGUUUUUUAAAAUUCUUGUCCUGUGAGACACGAGAGAUUUUUCUAGAAUUAUUUCAAUUAAAUCGUUCAAUUCAUAUGAAGAUAGAUAGAUAGAUAGAUAGAUAGAUACAAACUUUAUUAAAGUGUCAAAAGCCGUUUUUCCAGAAUAUUCUUUAAUUUCGAUCGUUCAAUUCAUAUGAAGAACGGCAAUUUUGUUUUUUCUCGAGUGGAAGGCUAAAAAGUUCGAAUUCGUUAAACUAACUAAAAGGAUGGAAAGGCCGUCAUGAUUAGAUGCAAAUUUUGUAUCCUACGUAAUUCCGGGGAGUCGCUUAACUUAACAGUUGCUCUUAUUACGUCACUUACCAAAAGCAAUCGGGUUUUUUAUUUGUAUUUGUUCACAUCGGCUUUUCUCGGAAAAGAUUACUUCAUUGUCUUACGUUUUCUCAGAAAGGGAAGCACUAAAACAUGGAAUCCGGAAUCCGGAAUCCGGAAACGGAAACGGAAACAAACGGAAACGGAAUACAGAAUCAAAUAUCAAUGAUAGAAAAUUAAAGAAUUUCACAUUACACAAUUUAGUACAAUCCAAAGAGAAUUUGUCUUAGUUUUCUUGGCAGUUCCCUUAAAUAUAUUCUUAUUAUUGUGUCUUGAUAAGGUUUGCCGUAGUGUGGGUUACUGCACUGUAAGGCCGAUGAAAGUAAUUUUACGAGUAAUUUUUUUUCACGAGUUCAUGGGUUGAAUAAUACAGUUAAAUAUUACUUUUGUAGCUAAUUGUCAAGAAUAGUAGUAGUUAGCCUCAGACCACACCACGUGAUUGUCCCCAAACUGAAUACUUCACACAUGACCGACCGGUGACAAAACCACAGUUCCGGUGUUUUAGCAAUAAGUUCAACUUUUUCGCCAAGCUGAAUACUGAUGGAAUACUGUAAUACCGGUAAUUGAGUUUACGUGGACGUCCUUUUUUUGUUGAAGAGGCUUAUUAAACAUAGCGCAUUAUUUUGAUGUAAUCGGUUGCGGAAUCAAGCAAAUGCAUGCACAAUUCUCUCCUCUCUUUGGACUCCACAAUGCCAUGGUUCUCUUGAGUAAGUUGUCUUGAUAAAUAAAACUGAACACUGUUGAAGACAACCCAGAAAAGACAAUAAGAAAAACUUGACGGCGACGCCUUUCAGUUAUAUAAACGACGCCUACGACGAUUCAAACGAAGUCUGUCUCCAUAUAACUUACCUUUUUUUUAAGGCACUAGUUUUUGUCAGUGACGUUUUUCUCCUCGCUUUGCUGUCCCAUGACAAUUUACAUUCAUUGCCGAUAGUGGUAUCAAGCGUCUUUUCACCGGAAUCGACUCCUCUAGUGAUACAGCAGUCUCCUCUCCUCUACUCUGCUAAUUUAUUCAUUUGUGUCUUUUUUUUUUUAAUCUGUUUAUUUAUUUUAUUGUCAUUGCUAAUAUUUUAUUUUCAAAUCGAUCGCUUGGAACCUUCUUUCACAGAUUCCGUAUUCCGUUUCCGUUUCCGUGAUUCCGUUUCCGUUUCCGGAUUCCGGAUUCCGGAUUUUAGUGCUGCCGGUAAAAGAACAUUCUUGAAUUAUGCUCAAAGUUUAUUAGGACGCAAUAGCAGUAACUUUGUUAUAGGAGCUUCUAGAGGCGAAAAUUAUCGUAGAAGUUCCUUAAAAGAUUAUCUUUAUCAUGGCCUCUUGGUUAGUCUGCACUGGGCGAUUCCUUUUCUUUGGCUUGUUAGGCCUUCAGGCCUCCUCGCUAGCUUCGUAUCCUGCCGAGUACAAAAACGAAGAUGGUUUCUAUGGACUAGUCCUCCUGUACGGUCCUGCAAUGGUUCUUUGGCUUUAUAUCAUGUGCGAUGACAAAAAUUUACCAUGGUUAUUUGCUGUUUGGAUAUGCUAUAUCUUUGGUUUCGUGAUCUUCAUCCUAAUCAUAUUUGGAGGCGACAAACCGUUAGAAGAUAAACUCGACAAAGCGAAAUUCUUCGGUCCAAACAAUCUAAAGAUGACACUUUGCCUUGCCCCAGUGAUUUUGUUGUUGCUUUUGAGUACUGGAACAGAUUCUAACAUCUACAGAGAUCAAAUCUGGCAGAUAUCCCUACGAAUGGCUCUGGAUCUCUUCGAUGGAGUUGAAAUGCUGGAAGUUAUCAUCGAAGAAAAUGAAGUCAGCCAUGGCGUUCCAAAGCCCUUUGAAAAAGCCAUACUCGCUUUUGUCUGUAUCAGUUUUAUCUUCUCCCCAUUGCAACUGGUUGAGAUAAAGUUAAGAAGUUCCAAUAGGUGGGGAUUUCUACAUAGAUGUAGAGAAGGUUUGCGAACAGCCCUACAGAUCAUCUGUGUUAAUUGUGUGUUUUUGGGGCUUCGCAUGUAUCUAUGGCGGGGCUACGAAAAAGAUGCCUCUAUUUUUAUUGCUAAAAAUGCUAUUGUCAUUUGCCUUGGCCUUUUCGAGGUAUGUUCAAUCGGUCAAUGUUGUGGUUGUGACGAUUACUGA
This is a messenger RNA of Porites lobata, 4189 nucleotides long. Lineage: Eukaryota; Metazoa; Cnidaria; Anthozoa; Scleractinia; Poritidae. The record is from the annotation of a GenBank genome assembly.